AUGGCCGCGGACCAUGUGUCCCACCUGGAAAACGUCUCUGAGGAGGAGAUCAACCGGCUGCUGGGCAUGGUGGUGGACGUGGAGAACCUCUUCAUGUCGGUGCACAAGGAGGAGGACACGGACACCAAGCAGGUGUAUUUCUACCUGUUCAAGCUCCUGCGGAAGUGCAUCCUGCAGAUGAGCCAGCCUGUGGUCGAGGGGUCCCUGGGGAGCCCCCCCUUCGAGAAGCCAAACAUUGAGCAGGGAGUCCUGAACUUCGUGCAGUACAAGUUCAGCCACUUGCCACCCAAGGAGCGACAGACCAUGUACGAGCUCUCCAAGAUGUUCCUGCUCUGCCUCAACUACUGGAAGCUGGAGACGCCGUCCCAGUUCCGGCAGCGCUCCCAGAACGACGAUGUGGCCACCUACAAGGUCAACUACACGAGGUGGCUGUGCUACUGCCACGUCCCGCAGAGCUGCGACAGCCUCCCCCGCUACGAGACCACCCAUGUCUUUGGGCGCAGCCUCCUCAAGUCCAUCUUCACGGUCACCCGUCGGCAGCUGCUGGAGAAAUUCCGGGUGGAGAAGGACAAGCUGGUGCCGGAGAAGCGGACACUCAUCCUCACCCACUUCCCCAAGUUCCUGUCCAUGCUGGAGGAGGAGAUCUACGGCGAGAACUCUCCCAUCUGGGAGGCCGAUUUCACCGUGCCAGCCGCAGAGGGUGCCCAGUUGGUGUCUCGUCCAGCCGCCGUCAGCACCGUGGCUGUGCCCACCACCCCGCUCUUCAGCAAGAAGCUCAGCAACAGCAGCUCUGCCGCCAGCAUGGACGCCAGCACCCCCGAGCCCCUGCCAGGGGAGAAGCGGAAACUGCCCGAGAGCCUGACGCUGGAGGAUGCCAAGCGGAUCCGCGUCAUGGGAGACAUCCCCAUGGAGCUGGUGAACGAGGUCAUGCUGACCAUCACGGACCCCGCUGCCAUGCUGGGCCCUGAGACCAGCCUGCUGUCGGCCAACGCGGCGCGGGAUGAGACGGCCCGGCUGGAGGAGCGACGCGGCAUCAUCGAGUUCCACGUCAUCGGCAACUCCCUCUCGCAGAAGUCCAACAAGAAGAUCCUGAUGUGGCUGGUGGGGCUGCAGAACGUCUUCUCCCACCAGCUGCCCCGCAUGCCCAAGGAGUACAUCACUCGCCUCGUCUUCGACCCGAAGCACAAGACCCUGGCACUGAUCAAGGAUGGCCGAGUGAUUGGGGGCAUCUGCUUCCGCAUGUUCCCCACCCAGGGCUUCACGGAGAUCGUCUUCUGUGCCGUCACGUCCAACGAGCAAGUGAAGGGCUACGGGACGCACCUGAUGAACCACCUGAAGGAGUACCACAUCAAGCACAACAUCCUCUACUUCCUCACCUACGCGGAUGAGUAUGCCAUCGGCUACUUCAAGAAGCAGGGCUUUUCCAAGGACAUCAAGGUCCCCAAGAGCCGCUACCUGGGCUACAUCAAGGACUACGAGGGGGCGACGCUGAUGGAGUGUGAGCUGAACCCCCGCAUCCCCUACACUGAGCUCUCCCACAUCAUCAAGAAGCAGAAGGAGAUCAUCAAGAAGCUGAUUGAGCGGAAGCAGGCCCAGAUCCGCAAGGUCUACCCCGGCCUGACCUGCUUCAAGGAGGGUGUGCGGCAGAUCCCCAUCGAGAGCGUCCCCGGCAUCCGAGAAACAGGGUGGAAGCCGCUGGGGAAGGAGAAGGGAAAAGAGCUGAAGGACCCGGACCAGCUCUACAACACCCUGAAGAACCUCCUGGCCCAGAUCAAGACCCACCCCAGCGCGUGGCCCUUCAUGGAGCCGGUGAAGAAGUCGGAGGCGCCAGAUUAUUAUGAAAUCAUCCGCUUCCCUAUCGACCUGAAGACCAUGACCGAGCGCCUGAAGAACCGCUACUACGUCACCAAGAAGCUCUUCAUCGCCGACCUGCAGCGCAUCAUCACCAACUGCCGCGAGUACAACCCCCCCGACAGCGACUACUGCAAGUGUGCCAACACCCUGGAGAAGUUCUUCUACUUCAAGCUCAAGGAGGGGGGGCUCAUCGACAAGUAGGGGAGCUGGCCUGCCCCCCCUUGUCCACUGUCCCCCCCCUACCCCCUCAGGAGGGACAAGGGCUGCCCCGUGGGACUUGGCCCCCCUCCGUGGGUGGUGGUCGCUGGAGGGUUGUUUGCUGCUGAGCAGCUUGGGGGGAACUGAGCCUUCCCUCUGGGGGGGGGUGAGGGGAGCAGGGGGUGCCUGGUGCUUUUACCCCCGAGCUGCCUCUCCUGGGGGGUGUGAGCAGUGGGGCUGGAGCUGCCUCACGGGGCUCUGCCCGGGGCUGGGGUCCCUGCCUUGUCCUGGGGGCUGGGAGCCCCCCCCUGGCACCAGCACUUCCCUCCUCCCCAGGGCUGUGCCUUCUGCCCCGGCUCCGUGACAGGGCAGGGGCACACAAGUGCUUUGGUUUUCUGCUUCCGUCCACGCACGGGCAGCCCCUGCCCCUCUUCUUGAAUGUACGGUGGGGCUCAGCCCUGCCUGCCCCCGGGCUGCUCGUAGCCCAGGGUCCUGCUGUGGGGUGGGGGGGGUGCUCUGCCCCUGCACCCCUCAGCUCCUGCUGCCUCUCUCGGCUCUUUCCACCCCCAUCCUGGGGGGACAGAUCUGUCCCCAGCCCUCCCUCUGUCCCGGGGGGUCCUGGCCAUGCUCCCUGCCCCUCACCUGGGGGGGGGGCAAUGAGGGCUGGGCUGCCCUGACUGCUUCUCCAGCUCCUGGGGUGGGGGGGGUGCCCGUUCCCCUGCUCUCCCCCAGCCUGUGGGGUCGGUUCCUGCUUCUCUCCCCCCUCCUUGCACCUCCCAGGCCCUGUUUUCGCCCCCCCCCCAGCACCUCCUUGGGGGUGCUGGGCUGGUGAGUGCCUGACCCCAGCACUGACUUGUCCCCCCCCCUCACUUGGUCGCCUGCUCCUUGCCCCCCCGUGUUGCCAUCGCUGU
Molecule: messenger RNA, 2963 nt
Organism: Calidris pugnax (ruff)
Lineage: Eukaryota; Metazoa; Chordata; Aves; Charadriiformes; Scolopacidae
Gene: KAT2A
Product: K(lysine) acetyltransferase 2A
Exons: 17
Coding region: 1-2055 (684 amino acids)
Biological process (GO): positive regulation of transcription by RNA polymerase II; chromatin remodeling
Cellular component (GO): histone acetyltransferase complex; nucleus
Molecular function (GO): histone H3 acetyltransferase activity; protein binding
Source: RefSeq, a predicted model, not a curated record